GCGCGGUCGAGGCGCUAAAAAUCGCCUAGCUAAAGAUACAAUGUGGAAUUCCCAAUUGGAAAAGUUAUUUCGGAUUUCAUUUCGGUAUUUCCCAUUCAUUUUUUUGAAGUGGGUUUUUGUGUCUUUUUUAUCCAUAUGGGAUUCCCAAUUCCUGGUAUUGAAAUGGAAAUUUUAGGUCGAUAUAGAAUGCCUGCAUGGAUUGCCCUGAUCCAGAUUUAUAUGUGAUAUAGGGUACAGAUAAAGAAGGAUCAAGACAAGACAUUCUAAUGAGCCUUUCCGUAACCAAUACGUCAAUGAGCAGAAGACUAUUUCAAAAGAUGGCAGACAAUAUAAAGCCCUGUCAGCCAGGUCAGGCCAGGUCAGGUCAGUUGGGGCCUGCCAAUACAUGUAUGACGGAUGAAUCGAGGACAUUUACAACCAUGAGGACGCGCUUGGAACAGACGAAAAAAGAACGCCACCAGAGGAUUGACGAGGAAAAGAAGGAUUUUGCUGAACGUUUGUCGGAAAAAGAACGGGAACAUGAUGAUGAAAUCGCCAGGCGUUGCGAAGAGUUUCAGGCGUACCAGGCUGAGAAGGAUGGCGAGGUACGUAAGGCGGGGAUAAAUAUCGUAGGCUUGGGGCAGAAGCUGACCAAUUCAAAGCUAGAGCUGGAGAACGAAAGGCAAAGGAUAUCAGAGGCUGAGAAGCGUUAUGAGGCAGGCGAAGGAACCAUUAAGAAAUUACGGGAUCAGAUGAAAGCAAAUCGGGAGAAAUAUGAUAUGACGUUGGGAACAAUGGAGGAAAAAUUGAAAAAAUGUUUGGAGGUGGGUCGAGUUCAGAAUGGACAAGCGAAUGGUGUAGGAGAUGGUGAGAUGGAGAGAUUGGCUACUGAUAAGGAAAGGCUUGCUGAUGAGGUUAAGGUGUUGAGAAAAAGGUGUGAGAGUAAGAUCAAGAAGCUGGGUGAUGCGGAAGAUCGACUGGCGCAUAAGAAGAGGAGAAAAGAGGACUGUCUGAAGGAGCGGAAAUCUGAGUAUGAUCAUAUCUUAUCCAACAUGCAGGAGAAGUGCGACAGAGAGGUAAAUGUCAUGAGAGAGCGUAAGGAGGAGGAGAAGGAAGCCUUGAGAAAUGAGUUACAUAGGCAGAAUGAUCUGAACUGCAACAAGUCGGAUGAGCAGAUCCGACUCCUGGUGGAGGGGCACAAGGAGGUGGUGAGACACCAUGGACAAGAGAUGGUAGCACUGAGGUCCACACUCCAGGCAGAGAAGGAGAAGAUGAAGGUGGAUAUUGAAGAGAUGGAGAGGAAGUGGAAAGAAGAGCGUGGACGACUCGAGGACUUGCUCCAGAGGGAAAAGGACAAUCGGGAACAACAGCGGGAUGAAUAUGAAGAUUUCAAGAAGUUGCUUCGGGAGGAAAAGAUCAGGGAGAUAGAGUUUGUCAAGGUCAAGUGUGUACAGGAGAAAGAAGGGCUCAAUAAAGAACAUUCUGAGAUCCUUGCGCAGAAAGGGAAGAAAAUGCUAAGUCUGGCGGAAGGACAUCGGGAGGAAAUGGGUGCGAAGGCUGCAGAGUAUGAACAGGAAACGUCGAAAUUGAAAGAUGAAAUGGCGGCAUUACGACAGACAUUCGAUAAGGAUCGUGCCGGACAGGAUAAGUCAUUGACAGACUUGAUUACAAAACAUCGUAAAUCGGAGAAAGAUCUCGAAACGUACUACAAGGAAAAGGAGGAGAAACUCAGAGAUGAGGUUGAGAGUUUGAAAGUGCAGUUGUCUGAAAAGAUUAAUGAGAUUGAACUGCUGCAGUGUCAAGUUACGCUUCAAAGCUAAAUGUGUUUAAUUAAGUUAUGUUGUCUAUAGCCAGCAGGGCAAGACCUUUAUACGCUUCAAAGCUAAAUGUGUUUAAUUAAGUUAUGUUGUCUAUAGCCAGCAGGGCAAAAAGUUACACUUCAAAGCUAAAUGUGUUGAAUUCAGUUAUGUUGUCUAUAGCCAGCAGGGCAAGACCUUUAUACGCUUCAAAGCUAAAUGUGUUUAAUUAAGUUAUGUUGUCUAUAGCCAGCAGGGCAAAAAGUUACACUUCAAAGCUAAAUGUGUUGAAUUCAGUUAUUUUGUCCAUAAGCCUGCAGGGCAAGACCUUUAUACGCUUCAAAGCUAAAUGUAUCUAAUUCAGUACUGGUAUUUUGUUUCUAGCCUGCAGGGCAAAAUGUUACGCUUCAAAGCUUAAUGUGUCUUAUUCAGUUAUUUUGUUCCUCAGCCUGCAUGGCCAAGUUACCCAUCAAAGGUUAAUAUAUCUAAUUUUGUUAUUUUGAUCCAAGCCAGACAGAAGGUCACUUUAAAAUACAACACAACAUAUUGUUUUUUUGCUUUUACGACUGACCUACAAUGGAUGGCCAAAACCAGUUAAUUUUGGCGUGUGCGUUUUUCACAAAAAGCUAACUUCGCCGAAAAUCUAACGCUGGGAAAAAAAAGGAACGACACUGAUUGAGAUACUAUACAAAGGUUAGGAAAUCUACGUCAAAGCUGCAAAUUCACAAAACCGCGAAGUUUUUAGCCGCCAAUAUGCAAUUUUGAUUGGUCCAAAUGAUAAAUCGGUUUUCUCUGAAUCUGUAUCCUAAAAAGACAAUAGGAUAUAUACAAUAUUCAGUUACAUGGAAAUGA
This is a messenger RNA of Lineus longissimus, 2627 nucleotides long. Its product is annotated as golgin subfamily A member 6-like protein 25. The transcript has 2 exons. Bases 267 to 1799 code for a protein of 510 amino acids. The record is from RefSeq and is a predicted model, not a curated record. Lineage: Eukaryota; Metazoa; Nemertea; Pilidiophora; Heteronemertea; Lineidae.